Messenger RNA from Equus caballus (horse), 2390 nucleotides. The record is from RefSeq and is a predicted model, not a curated record. NCBI's taxonomy places the organism in Eukaryota, Metazoa, Chordata, Mammalia, Perissodactyla, Equidae.
GUUGACCUCAGUCUCCGGGAAAGCAGACUCCGCUCUGGCUCCGGAAAAACAGCUGCUGGCGUGGGCCGUGCGGGGAAUGGGCGGCCUCGUGACCUAGUGUCGGGCAGCAGGGAGAGCCUGGUCAGCCUGCUCGCGCAGGGGCGGAUAUAGGCGGCCGAGGAGCCGCAGGAACAACUGGACCCGGCCAGCGGCCUGAGCGUCCGCGCCGCCCGCCGCCAUGAACGGGGAAGCCAUCUGCAGCGCCCUGCCCACCAUUCCCUACCACAAGCUCGCAGACCUGCGCUACCUGAGCCGCGGCGCGUCGGGCACCGUGUCGUCAGCCCGCCACGCAGAUUGGCGCGUUCAGGUGGCGGUGAAGCACCUGCACAUCCACACCCCGCUGUUGGACAGUGAAAGAAAUGAUGUCUUAAGAGAAGCUGAAAUUUUACACAAAGCUAGAUUUAGUUACAUUCUUCCAAUUUUGGGAAUUUGCAAUGAGCCUGAAUUUUUGGGAAUAGUUACUGAAUACAUGCCAAAUGGAUCAUUAAAUGAACUCUUACAUAGGAAAACUGAAUAUCCUGAUGUUGCUUGGCCGUUGAGAUUUCGCAUCCUACAUGAAAUUGCACUGGGUGUAAAUUACCUGCACAAUAUGAAUCCUCCUUUACUUCAUCAUGAUUUGAAGACUCAAAAUAUCUUAUUGGAUAAUGAAUUUCAUGUUAAGCCCGUAAUUCUUGUUUUCAGUGUCCCUUCUUCGUGCUGCAGUGGCUUAGCUAUUCCCGGACCUCAAGACCAAGAAUUUGACAUUGAUACAAUGCAUAUUGCAGAUUUUGGUUUAUCAAAAUGGCGCAUGAUGUCCCUCUCACAGUCACGAAGUAGUAAAUCUGCGCCAGAAGGAGGGACAAUUAUCUAUAUGCCACCUGAAAACUAUGAACCUGGACAAAAAUCAAGGGCCAGUGUCAAGCAUGAUAUAUAUAGCUAUGCAGUUAUCACAUGGGAAGUCUUAUCCAGAAAACAGCCUUUUGAAGAAGUCACCAAUCCUUUGCAGAUUAUGUAUAGUGUGUCACAAGGACAUCGACCUGACACUAAUGAAGAAAGUUUGCCAUUUGAUAUACCUCAUCGAGCACUUAUGAUCUCUCUGAUAGAAAGUGGAUGGGCACAAAAUCCAGAUGAAAGACCAUCAUUCUUAAAAUGUUUAAUAGAACUUGAACCAGUUCUGAGAACAUUUGAAGAGAUAACCUUUCUUGAAGCUGUUAUUCAACUAAAGAAAACAAAGUUACAGAGUGCUUCGAGUACUGUUCACUUAUGUGACAAGAAGAAAAUGGAGUUAUCUCUGAACCUGUCUGUAAAUCAUGGUCCACAGGAGGAAUCGUGUGGAUCCUCUCAACUCCAUAAAAGUAGUAGUUCUCUCAGAACCUCAAAGUCCCUCUCAGCUCAAGACAAUGAUUUUUUAUCUAGAAAAACUGAAGACUAUUCUGUGCUGCAUCACUGUCCAGUAAAUCACAGUUGUGAUAGUAACAUUCCUGCAGCUCAGAGAGCAACAUUCUGUGAUCACAAGACCACCCCAUGCGCUUUAGCAAUAAUAAAUUCACUCUCAGCUGAGGGAAAUUCAGAGCGAUUACAACCUGGUAUAGCCCAACAGUGGAUCCAGAGUAAGAGAGAAGACAUUGUGAACCAGAUGACUGAAGCCUGCCUUAACCAAUCGCUAGAUGCCCUUCUGUCCAGGGAUUUGAUCAUGAAGGAGGACUAUGAACUCGUUAGUACCAAACCUACAAGGACCUCAAAAGUCAGACAAUUACUGGACACCACUGACAUCCAAGGAGAAGAAUUUGCCAAAGUUAUAGUACAGAAGUUGAAAGAUAACAAGCAAAUGGGUCUUCAGCCAUACCCAGAAAUAUUUAUGGCUUCUCGAUCACCAUCUUUAAAUUUAUUUCAAAAUAAAAGCUUAUAGGUGACUCUUUUUCAAGAGGAAAAGUGAGUCUAUGAAAGGGUACUGUUCAAGGUAUUUCAAGAGGAAAAGUGAGUUUAUGAAAGGGUACUGAUCAAGGUAUUUCUGUUGCCUUGAUCAUAUUGUUUUUAUAAAAUCCUUAUGAGAACUGGAAGCUUAAAGAAGUUUCUUCUUCAGGUAAAUACUAGUUUCCUUCCAUGACGUUACAGGUUUUUUUUAAUUAAUAUAAGUAGAAACUGGCAUUUUGCUACAUAGUUCAAUUUUUUGUCUCUUUGGUUAAUUGAAACUAUUUUUUAAAGUGUAAUAAUUAUAUUCUUCUUAUACAUAACAAUGCCUUAAGGUAUCAUGUGUUUCUGAUGGAAGCCGUUAUCACAUUCACUUUCUUUGUGGAUUAUUACUCGUCUGAGACAUAGUUUGGCUUUUCCCCCUUUCUCUCUAUAUAUUAUAAAAAAAUAAUUCUUUUGAA